CAGGCUGUGAUUGGCCGCGGCCCGGGCGCAUCAGCCUCCGGGGGCGGGGCCCGGGCCGCAUUGUCUCGUUUGGGGCCGGCUGGACGCCCCAGAGGCCGGACCUGGGCAACCCCGGCCUGGAAGUCCCGGGGCUGAAGCUCUCACGCGGCUGGGAGCGAGGCCUGGGCAGGUCAGAGUCGGGCUCCCGGAGGAAAGCGGGGCUGCAGCUCAAAGGGCCGAAGCGGAACCUAGCCCGGCUCCGAGUGCCACGUCUCCAGGAACCCCCUCCUUGCUCUUGGACAACACUCCGCCUCCUCCCUGGUCUCCGUUCCCCGAGCCGCCCCCAUUUGUGCAGCUCCGGAUCCAGUGGACACAUUCCUGGGGAUCUCUAUUCUCAUCCGGCCCACCCAGCCCCCAGAGCCCGCGCCCCGACCUGCCGGAGCCCCCCCCAGGGGGGGCGGCGCCCCCAGAUGUGCUGCCUUCGCCCCUAGAUCCGCCCGCCUGUCUUGUUACUGCUCUCUGCACUAAGAGCUGCGCGCUGCGUUUGCCUUUUCCCACCAGAGACCGACCCUCUUCUCCAGCACGUGCUUCUCCCACCAGACUAUAGGCCGCUAGAAGGAAGGCAUCAUGUCCCUCUCCGUGGCACUAGGAGGCCAGAAAUAGCAGCAGAAAAUACCUGAGACAAGAAGACUGGAAUGAUUUCACCUUCAAAUAUAUGGAAAAGCUCCGGCAGAAAAGAAAGAUGUGGCUGACGGUGGGGAUCUCCUCAGUGCCCCAAACAGAUCAGACCAGGCUCGUUCACACACUGACCUCCCUGUUCAGUGCUUCCUCUAAGUCUGAGCAGAAACGCUUCAUGGUGCUGGUCCACCUGGUACACACUGACUUCACCUGGAUCGGAGAAACCACUGCCCGCAUUUCAAGCCUCUUCAGCCUGCAGAUCUUGGCAGGGCAGUUGUUACUGAUCCGUACUCCGCCCGACGCCUACCCCAGCAUGGAUGGCCUUGAGGAGGAGGCCUGUCGCGAGGAGUGCUACCUCAAGCAGAACAUAGAUUACGCCUUCCUCAUGAGCUUCGCUGCAAAGUUCUCUGACUACUUCCUGUUGAUGGAAGACGACAUCUUUUGUGUCCCCAAUUUUGUCACCCAUAUUUAUUCUAAGGUGACUGACCUAAAGCCCAAUCCAUGGGUGCUACUGGAAUUUUCUGACACAGGUGUUGGCAGACUCUUCCACAGCAGUGACCUCCCUUUGCUGGCCCAUUUCCUCCUCCUCUUCUACAAGGAGAGACCUUCUGACAAGCUGAUGGAGCAUUUCCGUACCCUCCUGCUCCAGGAAGAGCAGAUCUUUUGCACACCCUUCCUCUUCUACCAAAGCCUCAUGGAUGAUGAAAAGGAAGAGGCCACACAAAUUCAGAAGAAACUUUAUGGUCCGGACAAUCCCCCUGGCGCCAUUGUCACCACCAUGCAGGUGUUCAGUGCUCAUUUCCCCUGGGAGGCCUACACUUUGGAUGAGUCAUUCUUCUGGACGUACAACGUCAGUGCAGGGCAGCAUCUGACGGUGAUUUUGAACCAUCCAGCAAACCUGAAACGCGUGCAAGUGAUGACAGGCUCCAUCAUGGAUGGGACAUACGCGCUGGAGAAGGGGCACGUGGAGCUGGGCUAUGACCCGCAGGGGAUGCCUCAACACUGUAGCAGCUUUGCCUUGCUGGGACAGCUCCAGGACGGGCAGCUGGACCAGGAGAUACUUGUGAAGAAUAUGAGUUCCCACGUCAGCUGCGUGAAGCUGGUGGUGAAAGCUAGUCAAGCAGAUGGGCUCAUGAUCAGGCAUAUCUACCUCUGGGAGGAAAAUGCCAAAGAGGAGAAAGUAGAUCAAAGUUAAAGAUAAAUCAGUUAGGGU
Molecule: messenger RNA, 1870 nt
Organism: Tupaia belangeri chinensis (Chinese tree shrew)
Lineage: Eukaryota; Metazoa; Chordata; Mammalia; Scandentia; Tupaiidae
Product: alpha-1,3-mannosyl-glycoprotein 4-beta-N-acetylglucosaminyltransferase-like protein MGAT4E
Exons: 4
Coding region: 695-1852 (385 amino acids)
Biological process (GO): protein N-linked glycosylation
Molecular function (GO): acetylglucosaminyltransferase activity
Source: RefSeq, a predicted model, not a curated record